AUGCCACCAAUAAAUCUGCCUGCCAACCUCAAAUUUGGACCCUUUCGGGUCUCGAAGCAAGUCUUCCAUCUCUCCAAAACACAACUGUCGUACGGGCUAGUCAACCUAAAACCCCUACUACCAGGGCACGUCCUGAUCUGCCCCGUUCGGUCAGUACCCCGGCUAUCGCAACUGUCAGCAAAUGAAACUGCCGACCUGUUCAACACGGUGCGGGUCGUCUCCAGGACAAUAGAGCGCGUCUACCGCGCCACAGCUCUAAAUGUCGCAGUGCAAGAUGGAGUUGACGCGGGCCAGUCGGUCCCGCAUGUACACGUCCACGUGAUCCCGAGGCAGGCGGGUGAUCUGGACGAUAGGGGUGGUGGGGAUCAGAUAUACGAGAUGAUGGAUGGCGAGGAAGGGGAUUUGGGCAAGGCGUUCUGGGAAAUGCAAAGGGCGAGACAGGCGAGGGGUGAGGAGAGGAGAGACUUUGCUGGUGGUCCUGACAGUGAUAGGAAACCAAGGACUGAGCAGGAGAUGAGUGACGAAGCUGAGUGGUUGAGGGGCGAGAUGGAGAAGGAUGCUGAUGAGGGAGACGAGAAGGGUUUGGGAAAUUGA
Exophiala bonariae is the source of this 594-nucleotide messenger RNA. RefSeq lists its product as uncharacterized. The record is from RefSeq and is a predicted model, not a curated record. Lineage: Eukaryota; Fungi; Ascomycota; Eurotiomycetes; Chaetothyriales; Herpotrichiellaceae. Bases 1 to 594 code for a protein of 197 amino acids. The transcript has a single exon. Gene Ontology annotation, molecular function: catalytic activity.